Molecule: messenger RNA, 7739 nt
Organism: Xyrichtys novacula (pearly razorfish)
Lineage: Eukaryota; Metazoa; Chordata; Actinopteri; Labriformes; Labridae
Source: the annotation of a GenBank genome assembly
GACGGAGAAGAAGAAGACUCGGCGGACGGUAGCGUUAGCGGAGCAGAGGUGUCGAUGUUCGGGGUUCGAUGGUUCCUCGUCACUUUGAUAGGAAGUCAGGCAGUUCAGUGAAAUAAGAGACCCUCCACACUGCGAUGAUUACACGGUCGAUCGGGACUUUCACUGUCGACACGCCGGAGCUGCAAUGAAGGUGAAUAUUUGUCUUCUGUUGAAGCUAAACUGAGGCUAGCUGCUGUGAGCUAAUGUACCUCUGCUGCUGCUGCUGCUGUGUCGGUAAUUAUCCUCUGAGAUAAUUAUUAAACCGAUAACAGACACAGACUCUGACAGUGCUGACCAGAGGCAUAUAUUAGAGUUUCUGUAGAUUUGUUUGUUUCUCUGCUUGUAUCUGAUAAUCCGCAUUAUUUAGAUGUGUUUAUAUUCUGAAGCUCCAGAUGAUCGUUUGUCUGUUUUUUUCUGUUACUGUAUUAAAGUUAAACUGAAGGGUCAUUAUUGUCCUAAUCUAUAAUUAAUAUCAAUAUAUGCUUCAUUAUAGAGAAUGAAGGAUCGUUUCUGUGAUAACCAGUUUAACAGUAUUAUUAGCCAUGCACUAAUUUAAGAUUAAUAUAAUUACAUUCAUGAAUUUAUAGGGCUGGGCGAUAAAACGAUAAAAACGAUAUAUAUCGAAAAUUAAUUUCCCUCGAUAUCAAUAUAAAACAUGAUUAAUAUGAUUUUCAGUAGUCAGCAUUCUGACAUGUAUUGGUAGACUAUACGAAGAGCCAAUGAAAAAGGGAGUUGCUCUCGGAUGAACCAAUCAUGUGCUGAAUUAUGCUGCAUUCAGUUAUCUGGAUAUCCGAGCUGAACAUGACAUUUUUGUAAAACAUUAAAUUUUGAAACGGUCAAUGUUUGUAAGAAUCCUAAAGUAGUAAUAACAGAUCAGAGCAUAGAUCAGGAGCGGCUGAUAACAGCUGUAAAAGUUAAAGAUGGUAGAGCUGAUUUUUGAGGCUGACGUUUGUCGUCUGUAACAUCAUUUACCUUUACAGGUGACCGAUGAAAUAAAUCAAUUAAAGAGCACUGUCUUGGCCCCGUUAGGUCAGACAAAGUGCUGCAAGUAAACAGACUCAGAGGGAAACUCUCACUGGCAGCAGAGUUGUUGUUGCACUUUUUAUAUAUGAAUUUUAUCAACUAUCUGUGAAAUAAAAGAGAGAAACAGAAAUCAGAAAAAUGCUCAUUUCAGCUCUUCUAAUCAGCCGAGUCCAGGUUCAAAGAGUAGGUGGUAAACUCUAGUAGAGGCAAGACUUUAAAAAAGUUAGUAAAAAAAAUAGUGUUUCUAUUUCAGAGCAAUUCAAGAUGCAUCUAAAAAUAUCGGCAUAUCAAAUACCAGGAAAAAUCCGCCGUCAUCGUGUGUUUUCUAAAGAAAGUAAAUUCUGAAUUGAAGGUGUUUUUUGUCACAUUCAGGCAGGGGCCUCGUCUAUGUGGGCUUCAUGCUGUGGUUUGCUGAAUGAAGUCAUGGGUACUGGGGCUGUGAGAGGCCAGCAACCAGGGUUUGGGGCCGGCGCUGGACCCUUCAGAUUCGCCCCCAGCGCGGGAUACUCAACAUACCCGCCCACCAGCUCAGGGAGUCCCGGCCUUGUUUGCAAGGCGUGUGGUCAGGCCUUCUCCGUCUUCAGAAGGAAGGUGAGUGUCUGGAUGUUCAGGUUAUGUUAAUUUCUCCACCGACUUAAUGAAGGAGGAGGAGGAGGAGGAGGAGGUGCACCUGCAGAGGCAGAAGGAGACAGAAGAUUAAUAUUUUAGGGGGGAAGUGUUAAUUACUGACUGUGGUUGGUUCUGAAAAAAAACAGAGUAAUCCAGCGUUCAGCAUGUGGUGACAGGAUGAAGUCGACCAUAUUUAAGGGCAGUGAGCUCAGAGUGAAAACGACUACGAGAGAAGAAGCCCUGAUGUUUAAAAUAUGAGUAGAUCCUAAAGAUGUUCUUCUAAGUCUGUCAAAAGAAAGUAAAGGUAGACAUGAUAACGCACUUGUAUGAAGUAGAGCGUGGUUUUCUGAAGAUCUGAAGCUCAUAAUUUGAUAUACACCUGGAGGCCGCUCAUUUCCCCGGACAAGACGGCGUUCUGGCUGAUUGCAGAGACAGAUGGACGACAUUCUUCUUCUCUAAUGUCACCUUCAGUCAGAGCUCGUGUUCUUGUACGGCUCAGGGUCUUUUUUCCGUCUGAACCCGGCCUUCCCUCGCUCUCUGUGCCAGCCGUGUCCCACCUCUUGCAUUUAUUACUGUUUGAUGUUAAUCAAUUAAAGAACCGUGCUGCCUCUGUCUCUGUGCCCGGGGAGGAAGAGCAGAUGUGUGAAAAAGUGCAUGAAAUGUCCUCUGGCUUGGAAAUGUUAUCUUGUGAUUUAUUCAAUGUUGUCUCUGAUAGUUUUUAAUAUCAUGUGACAGGACAUAAUUUAAAUUUAAGAUCAAAUCUGGAGGAUAAGUCAUAUUUUUCUUUGUGAGUUGAUUUCUGCAGGAACAUAUGACUGAAGAUUGGAAACAAACUGCCUCCUCUCAUGUCGUCUUCCUCCCUCUGUGUCUGCAGUACAUUUGCUGCGACUGCAAAAAGAGCUUCUGCUCUUUAUGCUCCGUGCUUCAGGAGAAUCUGCGCAUCUGCGCAACAUGUCAUUUGUUAAAGGCGACAGCCUUCCAGCGGCCGCGGCUCAUGCGUUUACGAGUCAGGGACCUGCGUCAGUACUUGCUGCUCCGCAACAUCCCCACCGACACCUGCAGGGAAAAAGAAGACCUGGUGGACUUGGUGCUGUGUCACCGAGGCAUCGAGGAAGAGGAGGACCCCGACAUGAGCAGCCUCCACUCACGCUCCAUGUACACACCCACGCCGUCGACCACGCAGUCCGCCUCGGAGCUGUCUGCUUUCGUGGCCUCUCAGGAGGAGCGGCUCAGCAGGAGUGACAGCUCUGAUACCAACCAGGUCAGGACUCACUUUCUUCAGUGUGUAAUCGUCAAUAACACCAGACUGGAGCGUAGAAUACUCAUCAUGUGGUAAAAUAGUGACUUCACAUGUGAGAGUCUGAAUUCUCGUAGACUUCUAUUUCAGGAUUAAAGGGUUAAAGUUCGUGUUUCACACGUCUUCAGGUUAUUUGUGUGGAUCUAAUCACCUUCAGACAGACGGUUUGUUCAGGCGUCUAAAAUGAGUCUCCAGGAAACACAUGUCAUGUCAGAAAUGAAAACAGAACUGAAGAGACGGUUUGUUGAUCGUCCUUUCAGCCUGGAUUUACUGCAGUUUGUAAAAGGACUUUUAAGAAACCGAUUUGGGUUUAAGGGGCAGAAAAGGAGAGUAAGAAGAACCACACCUGGCACUGAAACAGGACCUCAGCUCCAGGCUGUAAAGAUCCACUAUAAAUACUUGUACUUGGCCCGUUUUAGGAGCAGUAAGUCCGUCUAGGUCUGGAGACAUUGUUGUUCCUGAGGCGUCAGUGGGCUGGAUGAGGAGUGUCUAAUCCUAAUCUUCAAUCAGCUGGGCGGCUCUCUGUUUGUGGUUCACACUCAUGUUUGUUAACGCUGCGCUGCUGCUGCUGCUGUGUUACAGGAUGGUGACGCCACAUCUGUGUCUCUCCUCAACUUGGACCCCAGUGAUCACACUCCUGAGGUGAUGAACCAUCUAUGUGAAGUACUGAUAGACUCAGCUGUGUGACUGAGUAUAGAUAGAAAUACUGUAGAUCACAGCUACUUAUGAAAGUGCAAGGAAAGCAGUAUAGAGGCUGGAAAUGAGAUGCUAAUGCUUACAGUGUCUUUGUCGGAUCUAAUUAAAAAAACAAUGAGACUCGGUGUGUUGGCCGGAGACGCCGCUCUGCACCAGGGUGUUUUCUCAGCAAGUGGCUUUUCGCCCUGCUGUUAGAAACGCUUUGUCGUGCAAAAAGAGAGAGUAAUAAGUGUGUCUCAUUGUAGAUUUGAAACCUAAAGAGUAUAAAAGCUGAUUCAUUCUUGCUUAAAUCCAGGUUCCUGAGCUGUAGAGGUUUUGAUCCCGACCUCUCUGCGGUUAUUUCUGCACCUUUCAGGUCAGUCCUCAGACACGACGUCGGGCCAGAGCCUCGCUCUCAGACCUCUCCAGUUUGAGAGACAUCGAGGAUCUAUCAGUCCGGCAGCUGAAGGAGAUCCUGGCUCGAAACUUCGUCAACUAUUCAGGGUGCUGCGAGAAGUGGGAGCUGGUGGAGCGAGUCAGCAGAUUGUACAGAGAGACGGAGGAGAACAGGAAGUCGAGUGAGUGUGAAGGUCACCUCUCUGCAGUUGUUUGUAGUUCCACAGACGUUCAAAUGAAACACCUUCUGCACACACACACAGUUCAGACUGUUUCUAUUUUGUUUCUAUUACGACGCCACGGUAACUUUCACAUGUUUUUCUUGCAGUGGAAAAUGUGAGCAGUACUGUAACCACAGGUGAGUCGGCCCUCAGGUGUCAGUGUCACCACAUCCUGUUUUGAUGAUUUGUCUUUUCUCCUCAUAAACGAGUUCGUUAAACAAACAGGGUCAUUCAGGUUUCUCUCUCUCAGACUCACGCUGAAUUAUCUCUCGCUUGCUUUACUCCCCCCCCUCCCCCCACCACACAUUAAAGUGGUGGCCUUCCCUCCCUCCCCUCCCAUCUGCAACGGUGCCAUCGGAGGUAAGGCUUGUAGAUCGCUCUCGCUGUUGCCGUGGUCACGCAUCAUCUGUGGCUCGCCUCUCCAUCGUCACGUCUGUUAUCACCGUGAAUCCCGCCCUAACUUCAUGAGCGCCGCAUUCCCCCGCUCUCUUCUGACUGGAUUUCUGUUUAUUUUGAAGAACUGAAGCGAUUCAGUUUUUUGUCACACAUAAAAACGUUGUUCCACCAUCAGUUCAUCUCCAUCUGUCUCGUAUUCAUGUGUUUAUUCCAGCAGCAGCGUGUCACACGUGUACUUCCGCUCUUACCUGCAUGCUCUCGGUCAUAGAGACGGCGUGGUUGCCAUAGAAAUGUCGUGAGCAUGACCGGACUGAGAUCAGACAAAGCUGCUCGGUGUUUUCUGACGCUCUCCUCGCUGCAUGACGUUCACAGCGUCUUUGAAAAAAGCGUUUCUUCACGUUCACAGUCGCCUCACUCCUCUCUUCUUCUUCUUCUUCUCACAGACGGUGAAAAAGGCCCGCUGACGAUCCACGACGACAACCUCUGCAGGAUCUGCAUGGACGCCACGAUCGACUGUGUCCUCCUGGAGUGCGGUCACAUGGUCACCUGCACCAAGUGCGGCAAGAGGAUGAACGAGUGUCCCAUCUGCCGGCAGUACGUCGUGAGGGCCGUGCACGUUUUUAAGUCCUAAUGCACCACUGCGGCGCCGCGGCUCAAACUGAGACUGUACCUGAAAUCCACCGUGCAGCUCAUCACCUUCGACCCACUAAAGACUGAUUUUUGUGGACGUUUGUGUUUCUAUUUCUGAAUUUCUCACUUUAUUUGCACAUUGAAAUAUACAGAUUUUUGUUUCUCUGAAGACUUCGGCUCCUCAGUUUCAUCAGUGAGCAGAGCGAAGGAUCGAAUCCUAGUUUGAGUCAUUCCUUAAGUGAACAUAUCUCUGAAGCCGCUCUCAGACGUGCACUCUGUCCCAUCCGAUGCUCCCCGUUUUCACCACCAUUUAGCAGCUUUCUUUGGCAAAAAGCACAAAGCACUUGACUUAGAAUUCAGUCGUUUCCAAGAAAUAACUCACGUCCUCGUGUGCACAUCAGUUUUCAACAAACAGCUGAUGACUAAAUUCUGCUUAAAUGAAAUGUUUUCACCAGAUACAGUGGAUACACAGGCGCUUAACGAGGUCAUUAAAGUCAAUUAACAGACUCCAGUACAGACUUACUUUUUUCCAGUUUGAUGAUUUGGGUUCUCUCUCUCUCUCUCUCCAUCCAUGUAGAAACGGCUUUAAUCCAAGUUCGUAACCCUCGUAGGUAAAGAGCCUCCUUCUUUGGCCGAAAGCUCGACAUAUAAAACGAUCUUCUCGGACAGUAACUCUGUUCGAAACUUUGGUGAGAAGAGCACAAAAGAAAAACAACGUUAGAAAAUUCACUCCAGGUAUUUACUUCUGUCAAAAAACUGAAUCGCUCCUUCGGCUUCUUAUCCCGGUCUGAGAGUCAAAUGCCAUGACAGCAUCAGCAGCUAAAGGGGCAGUUCAACAUUUUAAAAGAAAACUACUUUAUAAUUAAUAUCAGUAUGGCUCUGACGUUACCCUGUAGGUGAGCGGCGUUUGUCAACAGAAACAGCUGAGGAAACAUGACAUCAUUACAACACUCCACGCCCCCAGUCCGAUGGUGCACGUGCAAAAGUCGGGUAAAUCUCCAGAGUGCACGUCUGAGAGUGUCUGAAACCCGCUCGUUCCCAAGUGUCUGUUUUUCUUUAUUAUUUCCAGUUUUCUAAAGCGAAGAAUGUGUGGCACUCAGCCAGUCUUACCUGACACAACUGUUCACCCUCAGAUCUGCCUAUAAAACUGUAGCUGACACUCGGCUCUGCUGGGAUCCUUCAGAGCACUUCUCUUUACAACUGCUGCAAUACACCACAUACAUAUCUUAGUAACACAGAGGACAGACACACUCAGAGGACGCUCGCCACAGCAAAGGGGACCGCAGUGAACUAGGUGCCAAAUAACGGGGUCAUGCCCUCAUGCUCUUCCCCUCUGCUGUGGGGCGGUUGUGUGUCUGUGGAUUCUGCAGCAUAUUUGAACAGAAAGCACUUUGUUCACACUGUGUGGUAACGCACCACCUCUCACAACCCACUGCAAACGAGCACCAGUAACGACGGCUGAGGUAGCAGGAGCACUGGGGUUCAAACCCGAGCCUGAUGUUGGAGUUUGGAAGGACUCUGGUUUUAUUUUUUGGUCAGUAAAAGAAGAAAAACUUGAUGUUGGUGAUUUCUAAUGAAGUUGAUCAGUUCUCUCAUCAUGUAAGGCAUUAAAACUCCAAAUGGUCAAACAAAGUCUGUCAUUACAGCAAUAGCUAACCUCCGCUGUCACCUCGGUCCCGUCUCAGCGCUGAGGUGCGGACGAACAACUAAACCGGUGCUAACUCAUCCGACCAUCUUCCUUUCCUUCAGCUGAACUGUGGAUGUGAAACUCUGAAUGUUUGUUUUCGUAGUCGUAUUUCGUCGGGGGUGGAUUGAAGUGUCUUACUGCGUUUGAGUUGAUUUUCCCUCAUGUAGGAGUAAUGUAUUAAACUAACUAUUCAGAGCUAUAGCUACGAGUUUACUGACACCUGUGGUAUAGAAAGUCUAGAGAAUAACGACUCGCUAAUGUACAUUUGCAUAUAUUGAUCCAUAUGAGAUGUAUAUAUCUAUAUUUUUUCCAUUUGGUUUGAAUUGUGUAAGAUGAGACUCUGGAAAUGUCCCUGAAUUGGAUUUCUCGAUGACUGCAGGUUUGUGUUUUCAGGUGGUUUGAAAUGUGUUAAAUCUGCAUCCAUCUUUCUGUCCCUCUAAAAUCAGAGCAUGACAAAAAUCUUGGUGAUGGUUUUCCUCAUCUCCUCCUCCUCCUCCUUUAAAACCCAACGAUCUAGUUCUGUUUCCUACUGAUCCUGCGUAUUUAUGAGUUUCCAGUUCUGCACUCACACAAAGACGACGUUGCUGCUAAAAGAGUAAACACAUCCAAACUGACCCGAACAGGAGAGGAGCAGGCCGCACUUUUCCUUAUCAGAGGGGGUUCAUGUGUGCAAGCUUUGGUCUUUGUAUCUGGGAAUGUUAAACUUUUUAUUUUGGUAAUUAAAGAUUUCAAUUAAAGUCUGUUUUUGUACACUCAUGCAUCACAA